Colossoma macropomum (tambaqui) is the source of this 2165-nucleotide messenger RNA. RefSeq lists its product as uncharacterized. NCBI's taxonomy places the organism in Eukaryota, Metazoa, Chordata, Actinopteri, Characiformes, Serrasalmidae. The record is from RefSeq and is a predicted model, not a curated record. The transcript has 10 exons. Bases 725 to 1615 code for a protein of 296 amino acids.
AGUGAUCUUACCUGAAGAAUAUGGAGCAUGGUCUUCUGUCUGAGAUUUGAAUAUUUUACUUGUUAUCUGAAGUAUUGAUGUCAGUGUGACAAUGGAGGGUUCAGUUCAAAUGCCUGUGCUGUCUCUGAAGAUAGUGGCGAUCGUAUUAAUGAUAAGUGGUCUGACAAAAGCACAAACAGCUGCACUUACUACUGCAAACCCUGGUUAUGACCCAUGCAGUAACUAUACAGUCCUGGAUCAGCCCUGGAGAGCUACUAAUGCAUCAUGGAAUAUGGUGUGUGAUCAAGUCUUUCAGUGGAACGGCUGGUAUCGUCUUCUCUAUUAUGGGAUGAACAUACGCAUGCCAGAGCGCUGUAGUAGUGGAUGUUCCACUAAUAUUGCCCUAUGGAUAAAUGGCUCACAUCCCCAGAUACAGGAUGGAAUUGUCACCCAUCAGAUCUGUGGUAAUGGUGGUGAUGUUGGCAGAUGCUAUUGUCCCUUCAGUACAACCUCCAUUCGAAUCAAAGCGUGCCCAGGAAAUUUUUAUGUCUAUGAAUUCAUCAAGCCUGGGUAUUGUUAUUCAGCCUACUGUGCAGCAACAGACUCCAGCUUUGACCCAUGCUAUAACUAUACUGCCCUGGACAACUACUGAAGAAAUGCACGCACAUACGACCAAGGACAUGAUGACACCCUUGUAGAAUGGAAGGGCUGGUAUCGACUGUAUCUUCAAGGACAAAGUGCUCAAAUGCCUGAAUGGUGUGUGAAUUAUAUGAUAUGUGGUGGUUUUACUCCACUGCUGCUCAGAGGUUCACAUCCACAGAUUGGGGCUGGAAUUGUGACUCGUGAAGUAACUGGAUCUCGCUGGUACUACUCAUACAAUUACUACAGAUCCAACCCAGUUCAAGUCAAGGCUUGCCCAGGAAAUUAUUACGUCUAUAAACUUGUUAAACCAGAUAUAUCGAUCCCUGUUCCUUCAUACUGUGCAGUUUCUUUUAGCAACUCCAGUGUAGACCCCUGCUACAACUAUACUGCCCUGAAUGAUACUUGGAGAAGCAGCACUGACUCCAGCACAACUUUAAACUGUGAUAUGUAUGUGAACUGGGUGGGCUGGUAUCGACUUUUCUAUCAGGGACAAAGUGCCAAGAUGCCAGAAACCUGUGUCAGUCCAAACAUGUGUGGCACUUAUGGCCCUCUUUGGCUCAGUGGCUCUCACCCACAUGUAGAAGAUGGAGUGGUGGUCCGGCAAAUCUGUGGAAGCAGUGGCAGUGAUUGCUGCUUUUACAAAUCGUUCCCAAUUCAAGUGAAAGCCUGCCCAGGAAAUUACUAUGUGUACAAGUUUGUCAAACCAAAUACCUGCACUACAGCCUAUUGUACAGAUACUAGCAUCAUAACUGUCACCAGUGCACCACCAACUACCCCACAGGAUACUAGCAACAUAACUGUCACCAAUACACCAACAACUACCCCACAGGAACACGUUCUGGCAGUGCGACUGAAAGUCCUGACAAGCUAUAAACUGACAGACACCAACAACCACAUGAUCAUUUCGCAGAAUCUUCAGGAUGAACUGAGGAGGAGAGGUGUGGCAUCCACUGUAAGAGUGAAAGUGAAACGCGUUCAGAAGAAAAGUCCAUGAUAGUUGAUUCUGUGAGCUCAAAGAAUCUGGUUAUACUUCUCUGUGGGAUAAUUUCUCAGAAUAUAUUUGCUUAUUAAAUUAAUAGUAUUUUGGCAUUUAAUACUGUACCCUUUCUUGAAACUACUAACUAAAAUGUACUCUUGAUCAAACUGCAUUAUUCUACAUUGCAUAAACAAACUGUGCAAAUAAACAACAUGUUUAGACUUUAGUUUGUAUCAAAUUUAAAUGAAUUAUAUACAAACUGUGCUUUUGAUUAGGCACAAAUGGUGCAGGGUUGUAGAUUUUUAGCCUGAGGUUGGAGUUCCUACAAUUAGUUUUCUACAGUUUUUUUCUUAAGAACAGUAUUCAUGGCAGAUAGUUGUACAUGACUGCCUACUACAGGUGUAAAAAUGCACCAUGGAAUUGUGAAUCACAAUGUAAACUGUGACAGUGAGCAUCAUGGAGGUGUGAUAAUGCACCAUGGGUAAUGGAUAUUCUAUUAAUUAUGCUCUUUAAUGCAAAUGCAUUAUUUAAACACUAAUGUUCACCAUCAAUCAGCACCAAUCAGAAC